CCUACCCUACCCCCACCCCUCGUAUAUUACCUCUUACCCCUACCUUACCCCUUACCACCUACCUCGGCCCCACCCCACCGCCAUCCUACCCCCACACUCGUACCGCCAUCCUACCCCCCCACCCCACCCGGAUCCCGGGCCCACCCUACAACCAUCCUAUCCCAACUCCCUACCCUACCCCUACCUACCCCAACCCCAACCCUACCCACUACCCCUACCCUUACUGCCAUCCUACCCCCCACCCUACCCCUUCCCUACCUUGGCCCCACCCUGGUCCCGACCCCACCCUACCGCCAUCCUAUCCCAACUCCCUACCCUACCCCUACCUUACCCCUACCCUACCCACUACCCCACCCUUACCUCUAACCACGACCCUAACCCACCCACUACCCCCACCCAACCCCCAACCCCUAGACCUUACCACCCCACCCCGACCAUACCCCUUACCCCACAAAGGUAAAUGCCUGGGCUUACUCCCCUGAGAGCCGCCUCUGAACUACGGCCAGCCGCAGCAGAAUCACGGCCAGCACCCCGCGCCACGUCAGCAGCAGUUCAACGGCCAUGGCCCGCCUCAGCCGCAACCUAUGGGACAAUCGGGUCAUUCUGCGGUUGCGUGUCCUGACUCCGGUGCCUCCGCUCAUAUGACCUCUAAUGAAGGUAUUUUGGUUAAUAUAUAUAUUUCUACUCAACCGCUGACUGUUGCGGUGGCUAAUGGUACUAAUUUACCGAUUAUGACUGUUGGUAAUUUGACAUUCCCUGCUAUGCCUGGACCUCUCCAUUUAAAAUUUGUUUUUCAUGUCCCUCAUUUGAAAUAUAAUUUAAUAUCCAUUCAAAAAUUAUGUGCCGAUAAUAAUUGUUUUGUAAUUUUUGAUAAAUCUUCUAUCUAUGUAAAGGACAAAAUUUCGGGGGAGGUGCUUCUUCAAGCUUCUAGUAAAGGUGGGGUCUAUCCUAUUUCCCUUAGCCACUCUCAACCGAUUGCUCUUAUUUCUCAUGUUGCUCGUGGACCUGUUUGGCAUAGACGCUUGGGACAUUGUGGCCGCCGGAUUUUAGAUAAACUUAAAAAGUCUGGGCCUAUUUUAAGUACUUCUACAUUUUCUCAUGAUUGUGUUUCUGUAGAUUAAGAAAAUCAC
Messenger RNA from Cuscuta epithymum, 1130 nucleotides. The record is from the annotation of a GenBank genome assembly. NCBI's taxonomy places the organism in Eukaryota, Viridiplantae, Streptophyta, Magnoliopsida, Solanales, Convolvulaceae.